AUGGAAAACGCCAUUGCCAUGAUGCGUGCUGCACCAUUCACACGGCGUGAACUCCGCGUGCUGGUGGCGGUUAUGGACCGACGCGUAGGCCGCGUUGGGCGUUUUAUCCCUAAUAGGGGCGAGCACAACGGCAACCUUCCCCAUCCCCUUCCCCAUCACCCUCACCCUCUCCUGACCAUUCAACCUCUCCACAACCCUCACCCUCUCAAAGCACCUCACCCUCUCUUGCCCAAACCCCCUCUCCACAAACCACACCCUCUCCACCCACCUCACCCUGUCAGGCCCCCUCCCCCUCUCCUGCCCAAACCCCCCCUCCGCAAACCACACACUCUCCAGCCACCUCCCCCUCUACAGCCCAAACACCCACUCCGCAAACCACACACUCUACAGCCACCUCACCCUCUCUUUCCCAAACCCCCCCCUCCGCAAACCACACACUCUCCAGCCACCUCACCCUCUCUUUCCCAAACCCCCCCUCCGCAAACCACACACUCUCCAGCCACCUCACCCUCUCUUUCCCAAACCCCCUCUGCGCAAACCACACACUCUCCAGCCACCUCACCCUCUCCACCCACCUCACCUUCAUUAACAAAAAACCCCUCUCCUGCCCAGGCCCACUCCAUUUCCCAAACCCCAUCACCAGCUCACACCUCCUCUCCAGAACAAUCCCACUCUUGGUCUAAAUUUCCCUCUCUGCCCACCUCCCCCUCUGUGUCCCCUAAACAAACCCCACCACCCUCACCCUAUCAAUCUGUACCUCGCUCUGAAAGCACCUCCCCCUUCCAUCCUCUCACCCAAUUGGACCCGCCUUCCCCCAUCCUGCCUUCUUCCCCCAUCCAGCACCCAUCCCCCAUCCAGCCUCCAUUCCCCAUCCAGCACCCAUCCCCCAUCCAGCCUCCAUUCCCCAUCCAGCACCCAUCCCCCAUCCAGCCUCCAUCACCCAGCCAGGAAAAUUCCCUGACAGAAUGGGCAGCAGAGGCCCCGGAGCCACUAGAGGGAGGUGGCCAAGUGGCAGAGGAGAAUGUUGCCAUUGGAGAUCCCACAAGCCUGGGAGCCAUCGUUGGCAGAAUGCAGGCGAAUGUGGAGGCCCUGUUGGCCGAAAUUAAGAAUUUGUCUGAUUUAAUUUAAAAAGCAAA
Molecule: messenger RNA, 1136 nt
Organism: Pseudophryne corroboree (corroboree frog)
Lineage: Eukaryota; Metazoa; Chordata; Amphibia; Anura; Myobatrachidae
Exons: 3
Coding region: 1-1128 (375 amino acids)
Source: RefSeq, a predicted model, not a curated record